This is a messenger RNA of Notothenia coriiceps (black rockcod), 1139 nucleotides long. The record is from RefSeq and is a predicted model, not a curated record. NCBI's taxonomy places the organism in Eukaryota, Metazoa, Chordata, Actinopteri, Perciformes, Nototheniidae.
GUCCCCCGCUUCAAGUUCCCUCUCGAGUUCCCCUUUCAAAGUCUCCUCUCGAGUUCCCUCUCGAGUUCCUCCUCGAGACUCCUUUCGAGUUCCCUCUCUUAAGUCCCUACCCAAUGUGCUGGUCCCGUUGGAGGCCCCGCCGACUACUCUUCUGCCGGGGGUCCUGCCAACCCUAUGCCCUCGUGCCGUUUGAGGCCCCCGCGACUACUCUUCUGCGGGGGUCCUGGCAACCCUAUGUCCUGUGCCGUUGGAGGCCCCGCCGACUACUCUUCUGCUGGGGGUCCCUGCCAACCCUAUGCCCUGUGCCGUUGGAGGCCCUGCCGACUUACUCUUCUGCCGGGGGUCCAGCCAAUCCUAUGUUCUGUGCCGUUGGAGGCCCCGCCGACUACUCCUUCUGCCGGGGGUCCUGCCAGCCCUAUGUCCUGUGCAGUUGGAGGUCCCAACCGACACCUGUUUCGUCGGGGGGUCCUGCCAACUCCAUGUCCUGUCCCGUUGGGGAUCCCGCCGACUGCUCUUCUGCCGGGGGUCCUGCCAACCCUAUGUCCUGUUCCGUCCAGGGUCUCGUCUACGCCGGACCCGUCAGAGAUUCCACCAACUACUGCCUUGACCCCGGGCCGUCCGCCCGAGGACUCCAUCAUGGACUCCGCCUUGCCCCCGGGCCGUCCAUUAGUGGCAGCCGGCUUAAUUACCGGCUCUGCUUCCUCCGAGGCUCUCGCGGAGCAGACCAGGAGCGGGGGAGCCUCACGCCGAAGGGCGAGUUUGACGCCAAGGCGGUUGCUGUGGGCGUCUCUCCGCUUGCGGCCUCCUGUGGCCGGCGUAGACGCCGCGGCUGCUGCAGGCGUUGGUGCCGCUGUGGGCGCUCAGCAGGCUGGAGCCAGCUGACAUGCUGGCGAAUGCCGUCCGCUUGUUACGUGGCCGUCUUCAUGGACUCCACCAUGGCUUGGAACUGGGGUCCGAACAGCCCAUUCGGGCUGAUUGGAGCGUCCAGUAGCACUUUUCUGGCCGUCUCCGUAACGGACGCCUGCUGCCUCUGGCGCUGGAUCUGUGUCACCCAGGCGGAAAUCCUCGCCUGGGAGACAGCGACGGACGCGCACAGAGUUCAUCUGCUGGCCACCUUGCUGGUUUCCUCUGCCUCGUAA